UUUCCACAUUUUCAAAUUUUCGCUGCACGCUCUCAAUCUCUCUCUCUCUCUUUCUCUCUCUGUAAUCGCUGAAAAAGAAGACUAUAAAAUAAGCGUAUUUCUUUUUUCCCUUCUCUUUCUGCUUCUUCUGUUGGGAUCGCUACACCUGAAGAUCGGAUCGAGCGCUCCUGCACUCCCAACCCUAGACCUCCACUCUAUCCUAUGCGCAAAGGUCAAACGCGUACGUCCGUCGUACAUCCACCACUCGCCGCCGCCGCCGCCGACGGCGACGUCGUAGAUUUCUUCUUCUAACACUAUCGUUUCGUGUAUCUCUUCUUGUGCGACGUCGUCGUAGAUUUCUGCGCCUUAGUUUUUCAUCUUGCUUUUAGCGCUGCAGCAGAUGAUGAGUUGUAUGGAGAGAGACAAAGGUUGAUAACGUGAUUUACACUAGUUCUCAAAUAUUAACAGGGUUUGUACGUUCCGAUUGAUUCCGUGAAGUUUACAGGAAGAAAGAAAUGUCAUCGUCAAGCUCUCCGUGCGCGGCUUGCAAGUUGCAGCGGCGGAAGUGUACUCAGGAGUGUGUGUUUGCGCCUUAUUUCCCACCGGAUCAGCCGCAGAAAUUUGCUAAUAUCCACAAGGUGUUCGGCGCUAGUAAUGUCUCCAAACUGCUCAACGAACUGAAUGCUUCUCAGCGAGAAGAUGCCGUAAAUUCACUCGCUUACGAAGCGGAGUACCGGCUUCGAGAUCCUGUGUAUGGUUGCGUAGGGCUUAUUUCCAUUCUUCAACAGAGGCUUAAACAGGUUCAGCGCGAUUUGAACACUGCGAAGAGGGAAUUGGCGACAUACAUUGGUCCAAAUGCUCUCGCGCCUUUGAUUCCGCAGACGGGGUUUAUGCAGCACCCCAACCAUCCGUCUUCUUCCGGUGUAAUGCAGUAUAAUAUGCAGCCAAUGAUGAUGGGAGUUCCGAUGGGGCUACCUAAUAGUAAUCAGUUGAUAAUCCGGGACCAGCAAAUUCAUCAGUCUCACCCCCAGCAGCAACUGAUUGAGUCUCAUCAGUUAAUGAUUGGGGAGGCGGAUUUGAUCGGGAGUUACGAGCAGCAACACCAAAAUCCCCAGCAAUUCGAUCUGAUGAGGUUUAAUGGGUUUGAAUCCGGCGGGCCGGUUACCGCUACAGGGUUUCAUCAAAUCAAUGCUACGCCGGCGGCCGGUAUAUCACCGUCGUUGGGUUUGGGAGCUUACGACAAUCCUUAUCCAAUCCAGCAGCAGCCGUCCCAACAGGAGCAGCAGCAUUGUCAUCCUCACCACCAUCUCCACCACCCCGACCACCACGACCACCACAUUCAGCUUCAGCCCCAACUCUUACUCCAACAACAACAGCAACUCCCGCAGCAGCAGAUUCAACAUCAGCAACCCCCGCCUCAACCAGAGACCCCACAGCAACAACAACAGAGAGCCACAAGCGAUGAGGGUGGUCGGAGCGUUGGCCCGUUAUGCUAAUGUCUUGUCAAAGCUAUCAUCCCCUCCGUGCUUUAUUCUUUCCCGAAUCCCAGUCUAGCCAAUUAUGCCAUACACAAGCGUAAAGUAAAUGAGAGUGAAAUUGAUUGAACCGCAUGAUUCUGCUAUAUGGAGAAAAAAUUGUUUCUUGGGGAGCUACAUUUUGAAUGUAGGAGGUGCAUUGAUCUCGAAGUUAGUGAUACAUAUUUUGUUUACAUUCUAAAAGCUUGCUUCUAUAUGCCGUUAUCAUAGUAUAUACUUUUAUUCCAACCUUCAUUUUAGCUUCCCAAUAUAUUUUCCUAUCUUUAAUUUU
Molecule: messenger RNA, 1785 nt
Organism: Ipomoea nil (Japanese morning glory)
Lineage: Eukaryota; Viridiplantae; Streptophyta; Magnoliopsida; Solanales; Convolvulaceae
Product: LOB domain-containing protein 36
Exons: 3
Coding region: 495-1475 (326 amino acids)
Source: RefSeq, a predicted model, not a curated record